AUGGAGCUUCCAGCCGUCACUCUUCUCCUCCUAGCCAUAGCCGGCCUCACCACCGCUCUGGAAGUCACCCCGGGAUCACGGUGUGCAGUAGAAUGCCUCGACUCGCCUGGUGGAAACGACUUCAGUGCCUCGGACUCGACCACGACGGUGGACGACAUCAGCUGCAAAGACCUGGACUACUCGACCACCGAUGCCGGCAUCAAGUUCAGAAAGUGCCUGGACUGCUUGCAACAUAGCAAGAAGGUUGACAAGACCGAGUCGGACCUGAAAUGGUACAUAUAUAAUCUACGAUAUACCCUCACCACAUGCAUGUACGCCGCGCCCAAGGCCGUGAAAAACGGCACCGUGGCAGCUCAAUGCAAUGUAGACAAGGCCUGCAUGGCCAUGAAGGAGCCGUUGAUAGAGCCAGGUUUCAACGCCAACCCAAACACCACCUGGGAUUACUGCACCGCCAACAACGGUGCCUUCAUGGGGCCGAACCUCUCGCCAUGUAUAAGUUGUCUCCAAGCAACCGAGGGGGAAGCCUAUCUCUCCAACUUCCUGGCUGCGCUCGAGGCCGGUUGCAAACAAGCUCCAGAAGACGGCGCGGUCCUCUCUCUCAGCGGAAGCGUCUUCACCACCUCCCCCAUCAACACGACGGACCCCUCUGCCAACGACCAAGCGAAUCAGUCCAGCGGCAGCCUCUCGCCCAGCGCCAUCGCCGGCAUCGCCAUAGGCGUGUUCCUCAUAUUCCUCCUGGCCGCUGCCCUCCUCGUAGUCCACUUCCGCCGCGAACGGUCCUGGAACGAAUGGGAACAGUCCUGCUACUACUCCAACUUCCCCCCGCCAGCCGCGUACACAGAACAGCCCAUGUCGCAAGCUUACCGUCGCUACUACACCGGCAACGCCUUCAGCGAAAAGGCGCACCCAGCACAGCCCAACUCCAGCGGCGAAUACUACGACCGUGUCGAGGCAGAACUAGCCGCCGCCGCAAGGCAAAACAAGCAAGCCAACUCGGCACCGCAUAGCCACGUCUCAUCCAGCCCGACCAUCCAUAACCAGGACGAGACCCUACCCGCGAGCAGCGUGUGCCGGUCCCGCUCCUUCGGCCACGUCAGUCGAGCGCGAACACCCUCGCCGCCGGCGGAAACUCACACCCACCGCCGCUCAAACACGCCAGACUCGUUUGCCGUCCAGGCCUAUCUAAACGCCGCCGAGGAUUCCGCCCGGCUGGCCGCUCGAAAAUCCAUCCAUCCCACCAGCUACGCCCCAGAGCCGCAAAGCAAGAGAACUCCAGCCAUUUCUACCCCUUAUCUGCCGUAUAUGCCCAAGCUUCGAAUACCCAAGAUAUUUAUCAACAGAGAGGGACCCAGGGAUGUGCGUCAAAUGCAAAUCUCGCCGCCAUUGAUGACGCACGACCCCAGGUUUCACGAUAUACCCAUGUCUGGACCGGUGGCCAUGUCGAGAGAUCGACCGCCGCCCCCGUUGGCCAGUGUUGCCAGGCAGGAUGGCUAUAUCGAAGUUCCUUUGAGAAGUGGGAAAAGCACUCUGUACGGCUACUGA
Metarhizium brunneum ARSEF 3297 is the source of this 1542-nucleotide messenger RNA. RefSeq lists its product as uncharacterized. The record is from RefSeq and is a predicted model, not a curated record. NCBI's taxonomy places the organism in Eukaryota, Fungi, Ascomycota, Sordariomycetes, Hypocreales, Clavicipitaceae.